Molecule: messenger RNA, 2651 nt
Organism: Gordionus sp. m RMFG-2023
Lineage: Eukaryota; Metazoa; Nematomorpha; Gordioida; Chordodea; Parachordodidae
Product: MICOS complex subunit MIC60-1-like
Exons: 14
Coding region: 25-2370 (781 amino acids)
Biological process (GO): cristae formation
Cellular component (GO): MICOS complex
Source: RefSeq, a predicted model, not a curated record
UUCUAUCCUGAGCGACCUCAACAUAUGUUGAUGAUAAAAGUAAUCAAAAAAUAUCCGUCAAUAAUCUAUAUAACACGAUACAAACUUUGUUCCUACACUCCAAAAAAAAAAAAAUUUCCUUAUAUAAAAACAUUAACUGCAUUAGGAUUAAUAUCCACAUCAGGUGUUUUAAUUUACUCAUAUUAUGAACCAGAAACUCGCAAACAAAUUGAAAAUACGAUUCCAUUCACUCAAACAAUUUUUGAUUAUAUAUUAGGAUCAUCUGAUAAAGAUAAAAAAAAACAAGGGGUAAUUAAACAGGUCGGUGACCUAAAUAAUCAAAUAAGCAAAAAAAUCACAUCUGCAAUAAAUUAUGUUGGCAAAAAAAAAGAUAUUGUUGAAAAUAAAAUUGAUGAAACUUUUAAACAAACAAUGGAAGUUCUUCCAUUUAAGCCUCAAACUUCUAAACAUAUAGAUCAUAAUGAUAAACAAGAACAGCUACAGGAAAAAAAAAAUGAACCAAUUUUGGAGGAUUUAAGACAAUUAAAGCCAAUAUAUAAUGUUGAUGCAGAUAUAUAUAAAGCAUUAGAACAAGCAAUGAUUAAUAUUGAUGAAAAAAUUCAUCUGGCUAAUAAUAUAAUUAAGGAAUAUAUAAAUCAUGUUAAACAUCAGAUAGAUACCUUAAAAAAUCUAAUGGAAAACACUGAUGAAAUUGAAGAAGAAAAACUUAAAUGGAAAGAACUUGGCAAGAUGCAGGAUAAAAAAUCUGACAUAUCUAAAUUAAAGGAAAAGGCAAUAAAUUCUGUUAAAGCUGAAAUUCUUCAAUUUCAAAAUAUAUUCAAAGAAAAUAAAAAUAGUACUAAAGAUGAUGCUAAAUUAAAUAAGUAUCAACUUAUUUUAGAUGAAACAAUUAAAAAUUUUGAAGAUUAUCAAAAAGAAGCAAGAGAAAUAGAGAGUAAUGCCAGGAUAUUUCUUAAUUACAAGACUUUGUUGGAUGAUGCCAAAGAACAAUUUAGAAAAGAAUUACAAAGUCUAUAUCCAAAAUUUGAGAUAGGAAAAUGGACUUUAUAUGGAACAGACUACACUAAAGACGACCUUAAUACCCUAUUGAUUCAUGCACACAAGAAAAUCAAUCUUUUUCAAAAAGAAUUAGCAAAGCAAAAGGCCGAAUCUUUAGAACAACUAACUACAUCUUUAAUUGAACAACAACAAAAAUUGAGGAAAGAAUUUGGCCAGGAAUUACAUGUCAUGAUUGAAAAAGAGCAAACUAAAUGGAAUAAUGAUAACCGUAGAGAAAUAUUUCGAAUACAAACGGAUUUCGAAAAUAAAUUACGUACUAAUUUAUCCAAACAAAGUUCCUCACAUAGAGACGAAGUAGCCAAACUACUAAAUCAGCAAAGGGAAGAAUUACUGAAGAUCAACGAAAUCCGUGUUGAAGAUCUUAUGAAUAAAGAGGAAGAAAAAAAUCGAUCAUUAAGAAUGGAAUAUUUGGCGAAGAUGACAGGAAUCGAAGGAGCCAUAGAUAGAACGUUUCAAGCCCGAACGGAUUUCCUCAAUAUCUCAAAACUGUGGGUCGUUUGCGCAUCACUCAUGCAACUUUUAGAGGGAUAUCAGGAGAAAACCAAUUUAGACGAAUCUUUCGAAAAUAACGACGUUUUUACGGAAAGAAUACCUUUUCAAUUUAUUUCGGAUCAUUUGCGCCACAACUUGCCCAACAUAUUACCUUCGCUUAAAGCGGAUCACAAAAACGAAGACUUAAAUUCUGAUACCAUGCUUCUAAAUACGAUAGCCGUAUCCUUUUCCAAGUUUGAAGGGAUGGAACCCAAUAACGACGUAUACACUCUAAAAUGCUUGACCGAACGAUUUUCGAACGUUAAAAGGGUUUGUAGGAGGGUCGCUAUGAUCAAGGACCCCAAUUCCUCCCUAUUGCGUUAUUUUUUUUCUUACCUCCAAUCCUUUCUGGUCGUCACCCCAUCCAUAAGGGAUAGGAAAGGCAACAUUUUCAGGCUCGAAGAUACUUCAUCCCAACACUCCGGUCAUUUUGAUUUAAGUCACGCCAACCUAAACGUCGUAAUCGAAAAUACUGAAGAUGUACCAGCUCAUGAAGGUAAAAAAACCAGUUUUAAAGGGGAUACCUUCGAAAUUAUAGCAUUGGCAGAAUAUUACGUGACGGAAAAGAGGGAUUUGAUGUCUGCCGUAAGACUACUUAACCUACUCGAAGGGCAGCCUAGAAUAUUUGCCGAUGGGUGGAUACGGGAUACGAUCAAAUAUCUCGAGAUCAAGCAAAAUCUUAAGCUCAUAGCCGAUAUGGCGCUCUAUUUCAAUAUCAGAGACGUAACGAUUGAUCAGAGGGUUCUUACAACUCACGAACUUAGAAAACAUAAAUUGUGAAAUUUAUAUUUGGUAACUUUAUAUAAUAUAUAUCACAUUUUUUUUCUUCAUAUAAAUGCACGAGAUUGUAGUGUUACGAAUGCUAUUAUUUUUUUUGUGAUAGUUUAGAAUAAUUUUAUAUAGCCCUUUAUACAAUAUAAACCUAAUAGAUUAUAUUAUCGAUUAUGUCAAUAUAUAUAUAAGCAAAUAAUACUUAUAAAUACUAACUCAAAGCUAAUUUAAAUAUUUUUGAAAAUUUUUAUGGACAUCAUGAAUAAAUUUUAGUUUGUUAAUUUGGUUUA